Girardinichthys multiradiatus is the source of this 1967-nucleotide messenger RNA. RefSeq names its product proteinase-activated receptor 1-like. Gene Ontology annotation, molecular function: thrombin-activated receptor activity. Lineage: Eukaryota; Metazoa; Chordata; Actinopteri; Cyprinodontiformes; Goodeidae. Gene Ontology annotation, cellular component: membrane. The record is from RefSeq and is a predicted model, not a curated record. Bases 144 to 1463 code for a protein of 439 amino acids. Gene Ontology annotation, biological process: blood coagulation; thrombin-activated receptor signaling pathway; positive regulation of blood coagulation. The transcript has 2 exons.
GAAACAAAAACGCGUCGGCAGCCUAACAAUCCGCAGACAAAGGAGCGGGAGAGAGAGACGCUGGGAACGCCUGGAAGCAGGAUUAACUGGAGUCCUGUUUGUCAUUUAGUUUCAGUAUAAGGAUUCUGGAUUUCGAGAACAAGAUGUUUUCAGUAGAUCUAAAAUCUGUUCUUUUGGUUUGUCUGUUUUCUGCAGCAUCGGCUUCAAACAGCAACGCCACAAAACCACGGACCUUUGUCCUUGGUCCCGGCUUAUUCACAGAUGAGCCAAUAAGUUUUCCUUCUGAUUAUGCUGAUCAAGAUGGGCAACCAAACCCUCCUUCAAACCGUACAGGAUGGAAUAGAACAGUUUCAAGAUUAGUUCUCUCUGAAGAGGCAUUUCUGUUUCUGACGGGCCCUGUUUCCACGAUCCUCAUGCCUUCCUUCUACACCUUGGUGUGCUGCAUCAGUGUUCCCAUCAACCUCUGCGCCAUACUGGUCUUCACACGGGGCAUCCACCCCAAGAAACCUGCAACGAUCUACAUGCUGAACCUGGCCUCCGCCGACCUGCUCUUUGCCCUCAUGCUCCCCCUUAAGAUCCACUACCACUUUAAGGGUAACAACUGGAUUUUCGGUUCGUUCCUGUGCCGAGCAGUCACCGCUGGUUUUUACUGGAAUAUGUACUGCUCCGUCCUUCUCAUAGCCUGCAUCAGCGUGGAUCGGUUUCUUGCAGUUGUCUACCCAAUCAAUUCACUGUCUUGGAGGAGGCCAAAGAAUUCCAUCAUAGCCUGCAUGACCAUGUGGGUCCUGUCCUUCACUGCCUCUGUGCCGCUCAUUGUCUCCAACCAGACUGUUUACAUUAUGCAAUUGAACAUCACCACCUGCCAUGACGUCCAACUCUUAGAGGAGAUUUUUUGGAUGAAGAAGUAUUUUAUUGGCAUUUUUUUCUCCCUAUUCUUUUUGCCUUUUAUUGUCACAGUGGGGUCCUACACAAAAGUUAUCUGGACACUGAGCAGUGUGCCACACGGGCUUUCAGGUUGUUCACGCAAAAAAACAAGAGCACUGGUGAUGGCCUUGACAGUGCUGGUUAUUUUUGUGCUGUGCUUCAUGCCCACGAACUGCCUCCUGCUGGCACACUACUUUCUGUUUAAGGAGGGACUCAAGAAUGCCAUCGAGGCCCCUGACAGCUCUUACGGACUCUACUUAAUGUUUUUGUGUUUGGGCAGUCUGAACUGCCUCCUUGAUCCCCUCGUCUACUACUUCGGCUCUUCCCAGUGUCAGACACAACUGUCCAGCAUGCUGAAAUGUAGAAAGUCGACGAAGAAGGGCAGCAUCACCCAUACCUCGUCAGACUCUUGCAGAUCCAGCACCAGACCCAUUCUGAAAUCCGGCCGCACGAAAUCCUCUAAAAUAACAUCAUCAGUAACCAAAACAGACUCGUUAGAAGCAAACCUUGAUAGGCAGUACAACAAACUGCUUGUCUGAUUGUUGUCACACUGAGCACCACUUGGUGGGCCAUUUUGACUGAAUCUCACAUGUGACCUUUAACGUGCAGAAAGGCAAAACUGUAUAGUUAAGGUUAAUCCAAUAAGUGAGCACUUAGUGUUAAGCACUCAGGAGAAAUGUUUCUCCAGAGAUUUACUUAAAUAGAAGGUAAUCAAACUUCUUGUGCUACUAGAAAUACUCGAAAUAUCUAUCUUUCAUGAGGAGUAAUCUACACUGAUCUGGCAUCUGUGGCAUAUGAAGCUAAAUCUGAUAUGAAGCCGAAUGUAGAAGUGUAGAAUGAUAUGUUUAAUUUUUUGCACUGUACAUUUACAUUUGCACAUAGAAUAUUAUUCCUUAUUCCUUAAGUUCACGAACAAGCUGUUACUUUUAAUGCUUUGUUUUUUGUGUAUUCCAGGUUUUAAGAUGAGCUUAGUUUUAAGCACUGUGCAAAGCUAUCAGCCAUGUCUUUUUAUCGUUUUUCUUUAAAUAAAUAAUUGAGACUCA